CAACGGCUGCCGAUGGAUUUGCCAACAGGACGGUCGCCAAGUGAGGAGUUGCUGGCAGCGGCACUUCAGUAGGUGGCAGCGUUCCAGCAGAGGAGAAUAGAAGUAACAGGCAACGCGUAGCUCAGAAUCUUCAGGUGGCAGGCCAAACCCUUUCUUGGUAGCACCAGCAGCGCUCCCGUGACGCUAAACAUGAUUAGGGGGAGGCAAGUUAUGGCUCCACAACCACCGGCGGAAUGGUGGCUUCGCACCUAAGCUCUAUUGCCCCUGGGAAGGGUGGUAUACCAUCCUACAAGCCCUCUCAGACGUGACUUACAAAAUCAGCGGAGGUGCCCAAAAGAAGCCAGUAGUGGUCCAUCUCGACGGCUUAUGGGCCUUCGCUGAUCCUGGCCAGUUCACUUGGGGCCAGGGGGAGCUUGCACCGGUAGACAAAGAAGCCAGUGAUACCGGCGGGUCGUUCGUCGCGUCGCAAGAUAACAGUGCAGUGAGCGAUGAGGAGAAGAGUUGCAGAUAGAAAUGCAGUGCCUCCUCUGCCCCAGUGAGGGUGACUUCGGUCCUCCGGUAGCCAAACCCUCAGCACGUGUGUCGUCAUCGCAGCUUCUCUGUAGCGCUGCGGCCUCCUCGCCUAUUUCGCGCCGUACGAUUGAUUGUCCGCAGCCAAUCAUUGUGUGUGUAUUUACCUAGUUGUGCUUUAUGGGAAAAGAGCUAUGCUCGUGCUGUCCCAUCUCCGUAUCUUUUAAUAUGCAACGUAGCCUUGAAUCGAUGUAUACUUUCUACAUUUACUGUCUCCUCAUGCAGACUGUUCCAUACAUCAGUACUUCUGUAUGGGAAACUAUACUUUUUUGACGUCUCUUCUACAAGCACUCCUCUUCAGCCUCUCCAUGUUCUCUAGUGUCCCGUGUAUCCCAGACCAUUAAGUCGCUAAGGUCCACCUCCUCUACUCCCUCAUAUGCUUUAUAUAUCGCAAUCAAGUCUCCCCUUUCUCUCCUCUUUUCCAACGUUGGUAUAUGUAUCCUUUCCAGUCUCUCUUCAUAUGACAAGUCCUUGAUACUUGGUACCAUCUUCGUAGCUGCUCUCUGAACUCUCUCCAACUUCCUUAUACCCUUUUCCUUGUAUGGCGACCACACUACAGCUGCAUAGUCUUAUCAGUGUGUGAUGCUCUGUCUUCCUGCGGCUGUGCUGAGAUUUUUGUAGUGGUGUCAGGCUUAUUGUGCCCACAUCUAUCUUUGUUUGACUGAUCUGCGAAUGUGUGAACGGCCGAGUAACUGCUCUCCAAGUGAGUGGACCAAAGAUUCUAUCUACAUUAUACGUUCCUUAGAGUAGACGGUGUGUGACUGUGUGUACCGCCUCUUGUGUAGGGAGUUUUGCCUUUGGUGAUCUGCGAGUCACGAGAUAACUGUGUCUUGUUCUCUAGUGAAGAAAUAUACGUCUGUGCUGUGCAUGUUAUUAGUUUUUGCAUGUCCGUACCUCGCAUUCCACUACUAUGCUGAACCGCUAUGAGUUGCUUCUACCUGCAUCCUGGCGCCUGGUGACGGGAGUGAGUGCUGACUACGCCGUGUGCGUUGCUGCCUGCCCAGACUGAGUGCAUCACUAACCUCUACCCCCAACAAGUCUGCCAAGAACUGCUCCACCAGCUGUCUAUUGCAAUACCCAGCAGUUAGUGCAACAAUGGCAAAGCGGAUUGCAGCAGUCUUGAUUGAUCUAAGUGGGACAAUUCACAUAGAGGAUGCAAUCAUACCAGGUGCAAUUGAAGCUCUCAAAAGGCUGCGAGCAACACAAGUAAAAAUAAAGUUUGUCACCAACACUACUAAAGAAUCCAAGCAUGUACUGCAUGAAAGGCUGAAGAGGAUUGGUUUCAGCAUUGACAGUGAAGAAAUUUUUACUUCUCUAACCGCUGCUCGCCAGCUGAUAGAUCAGAGGAACUUGCGUCCAUUAAUGCUCAUUGCUGAUGCAGCCAAAGAAGAUUUUUCUGGUGUUUGCUAUGAAAAUGAGAAUUCUGUGCUUGUUGGACUGGCUCCUGAGCAUUUCAAUUAUGAACGCUUGACAACUGCAUUUAGGUUGCUCCUUGAUGGUGCUCCGCUUAUUGCAAUUCACAAGGCUCGCUAUUAUAAGAGAGGUGAUGGUCUGGCACUGGGCCCUGGUGCCUUUGUGAGUGGUCUAGAAUAUUCUUCAGGCUGCAAGGCUGAAGUUGUGGGAAAACCAGAAGCAGCUUUUUUCCACUCUGCUCUUCAAGAUCUUGGGUGCACCCCAGCACAGGCUGUCAUGAUUGGAGAUGAUGUGCAGGAUGACGUGUGUGGAGCAAUGAAGGCUGGACUGGCUGGCAUCCUGGUGAAGACUGGCAAAUACCGACCAGGGGAUGAAAGUCAUGCUGAACUAUCACCAUCACAUGUAGCUGAAGACUUUCCACAGGCUGUUGACUUUAUUAUCAAUAACUUACUUCAAUCUUAGUGAACUCAUAUGCAUACUGUACAUAUAAUUUAUUCUUUUAUUUAUAUCUGUAGCAUUAAGAGAACACAUUCUGUCUGUCUCACAUUUUCACUAUGCAUAAUAAAACCAAAUUUGGGAUACAGCACCAUCAGUCAGUGUUAAAUGACUGACAGCAUUUAAUGAAAAAUAAUUUAAUUUCAAAGACUGGUCCUGUGAAAGGUUAUUAGGUAAUUAACAAAAACCUGCUGCACUUACCAAUGUCUGACUAUGACCCAAGGCUUUGUUGGACUGGCUCACUCAGUCACUCAGAAUAUGAACAGCUGUUGAGAAUAUUUGUGCUGCAAACCAUAUUCCUCUAAAUUUAAAAAGGCAGAAAAAGGUGUCACCACUAUCAUCACCACCACAACUACUUCCUACUACUGUAUUUCUAAAAGGCAGAGAAAGAUGUCACCACUAUCCUCACCACUACAGCCUACUUCCUACUACUAUAUACUUUCAUUAUUCUCACCAUCUUUACUACUAUUAUUAUCUACAGUUGCUGCUACUACUUCCACUACUGUUGUAUUUUAUGCAACAUUGUUGCUUACAGGUGCCUAGUAUAAUUAUUAAUGAACACCUGUGUCUGAAGAAUAUGAUGUAAAUUAUAUAAUUAUGUAAUCUUAUAAA
Molecule: messenger RNA, 3090 nt
Organism: Scylla paramamosain (green mud crab)
Lineage: Eukaryota; Metazoa; Arthropoda; Malacostraca; Decapoda; Portunidae
Product: haloacid dehalogenase-like hydrolase domain-containing protein 2
Exons: 6
Coding region: 1666-2445 (259 amino acids)
Biological process (GO): dephosphorylation
Molecular function (GO): phosphatase activity
Source: RefSeq, a predicted model, not a curated record